AUGUUUCGAGCACGACGAUAUCGCAUUUCUCUGGUGUUCGCCGCCAUAUUUGUCCUACUUGUACUCCACUUUAGCCGGUCUCACAGUCACGAUCAAUCAGCGAUUUUACAGGCCCCUCCGCCGCCCGUCGAUCAUCAUACUCCCCCUUUCCCGGAUCCGAAGGUCAAGGACACGGACACAAGUAACAAUGGCGAGGCCACCAGUGGGCCUCCUGCGCUGGAACAACCCGGACAACAUCAGCCACCACCUUUCACAGGUCCAGAUGACAGCUCUGCUGUGUCAAUCGAACAUCCGAGCAUCCCGAACAAUGCACCAUCCCAGGUCCAUGAAGUGGGCGGCGCAAAGCCCCAGACUGGUGCACAGACCCAAAGUACACAUGAUGAAGUUGAUGAUGUUACUACCUCGAUACCCCACUGGAAGCCAAUGCCCGAGCGGCAUCCGAUUAGCCCGGAGUCUCUGAUCAAGCUUCCAACUGGGCCGUCAAAGGCGCUGCCCCAACUACAAGCGAAGCUCAAAGACGAGUCGUCAUCCGACAAAAUGCAGCGACUGCAACAGCUUGACACUAUUAAGUCGGCGUUUCUACAUGCGUGGAACGGUUAUAAAAUAUCCGCGAUGGGCCAUGACGAGGUUAGACCCCUUCGAGGUGGAUACAAGGACACCUUCAAUGGCUGGGGUGCAACUCUUGUCGAUGCUUUGGAUACUCUGUGGAUAAUGGAUCUCAAAGAGGAAUUCUCCAUGGCAGUCGACUAUGUGAAGAAGAUCGAUUUUACCACCAGUACCAAGAAAGAGAUCCCAGUUUUCGAGACCGCAAUUCGCUACCUAGGCGGCAUGCUCGGCGCCUACGAUAUUUCGGGACACAAGUACGAUGUACUCCUAGACAAGUCUAUUGAGCUUGCGGAUGUCUUGAUGGGCGCCUUUGACACGCCGAACCGGAUGCCAACUCUCUAUUACAAAUGGAGUCCAGAGUAUGCAUCCGAACUUCGCCGAGGCGAUUUCAAGGCCGUCCUUGCGGAGCUUGGCUCACUCUCUAUGGAAUUUACACGUUUGGCGCAGUUGACGAAGCAGGAUAAAUACUACGAUGCUAUUGCACGUAUUACCAAUGAGCUUGAAAAAUAUCAAGAUUCAACCAAGCUUCCCGGUUUAUGGCCUCUCAACCUGGACGCGUCCGGAUGCAGAAGGGUUCCAGGUAUCUCACGAGAGCCUGCUGCAGCUGGGCAGCCGGUCAGAGGGUCCGCUUAUGAGAUCAAUUCUACGAGCUCUGCAGUCCCACUUCAUGCGAGACAAAUCCAUGAAGGCGCAGAGCCAGCCCACUACGGAGCUGAUCAUUCGGAAACGGAACCUCUGGAAUCAAUUGACACUCGAACACCUCCCCCAAAGCAAGAUUGUUCCGCGGGCCUCAACAAUCAACUUUCGGGCAUGGACAAAUUUGGGCUUGGUGCCCUUGGUGACUCUACAUACGAGUACUUGCCGAAAGAGUAUAUGCUGCUAGGCGGUAACAACGACCAGUACCUGACCAUGUAUCAAAAGGCCAUGGACACAGUACGAGAGCAACUUGUUUACCAGCCGAUGCUCAAGAAUAAUCGCGAUGUCCGCUUUUUGGCUACGGUCACCAUGACAAAGGAUCUUGACGCAAAUCCUCCAGGUCGUACCAUUUUCUCCUACGAAGGUACUCACCUUACCUGCUUCGCCGGAGGAAUGUUUGCCAUCGGCGCCAAGUUAUUCGGUAUCGAAAAAGACCUCAAGCUGGGUAGUCAGCUGACGGACGGCUGUGUCUGGGCAUAUGAGGCCACCAAAUCCGGGAUCAUGCCGGAAGCAUUUCAGCUGGUCCCUUGUAAGAAGGGCGAGCCCUGCGAGUGGGACGAGGAUGCAUACUACAUGGCUAUGGAUCCUUACGCCGACAAACGGCCCAUUUCACACAGUAAGCGAUUUGCCGAUCCUGAAAAGGGAAAUUGGCAUGUCGUCGCAACCCCCGAAUCGACUCCAUCUGCCAAAGAAGAUGGAACCGAAAAAUCGGCCGCCACUGAAGGGCGACAUGUCGGUACAGCGGCCGGGGCCGGCGCGCUCUCGCAUGAGGAAUUCGUUACGGGGAAGAUCCUCAACGACCGACUUCCGCCUGGCAUGACAGGGAUCUCAGCUCGCAAGUACCUCCUUCGUCCGGAGGCGAUCGAGUCUGUAUUCAUCAUGUUCCGCCUUACAGGAGACCCUAUCUGGCGCGAGAAGGGUUGGAAGAUGUUCCAGGCUGUGGACAAAGCCACGAAGACGGAGUUGGCCAACUCGGCCAUUUCCGACGUUACCGUUGAUGAGCCGCGGCCCGUGGAUAGCAUGGAGUCAUUCUGGCUUGCAGAGACUCUGAAAUACUUCUACCUUCUAUUUAGCGAUUCGAGCCUAGUGAGUCUUGACGAAUAUGUCUUGAACACUGAGGCUCAUCCAUUCAAGCGUCCUGUGUACUAA
Messenger RNA from Aspergillus mulundensis, 2451 nucleotides. RefSeq names its product class I alpha-mannosidase 1A. The record is from RefSeq and is a predicted model, not a curated record. Gene Ontology annotation, biological process: N-glycan processing; carbohydrate metabolic process. The transcript has 2 exons. Lineage: Eukaryota; Fungi; Ascomycota; Eurotiomycetes; Eurotiales; Aspergillaceae. Bases 1 to 2451 code for a protein of 816 amino acids. Gene Ontology annotation, molecular function: calcium ion binding; mannosyl-oligosaccharide 1,2-alpha-mannosidase activity. Gene Ontology annotation, cellular component: endoplasmic reticulum; Golgi membrane.